Messenger RNA from Aricia agestis (brown argus), 3273 nucleotides. Its product is annotated as probable cyclin-dependent serine/threonine-protein kinase DDB_G0292550. Bases 1 to 3273 code for a protein of 1090 amino acids. NCBI's taxonomy places the organism in Eukaryota, Metazoa, Arthropoda, Insecta, Lepidoptera, Lycaenidae. The transcript has 6 exons. The record is from RefSeq and is a predicted model, not a curated record.
AUGUAUUUGACAUUCACUCUCCUCAGCGUUUUGGCUCUGGCCGGCAGCAGUCAGGCUGCCUCUUUACAAGCUCCUAAUAUUGAAACCAACAAUAAUCUACUAUCACCUACAGCUUGGCCGAACAAUUCUGCAAAUCCAAAUAAUGUUAUAAGUCAAACAAAUACAGUCACUUCAGCUCCUAAUUCUGGAAACAACAAUCUACCAUCACCUACAGCUUGGCCGAACAAUUCUGCAAAUCCAAAUAAAGUUAUAAGUCAAACAAAUACAGUCACUUCAGCUCCUAAUUCUGGAAACAACAAUCUACCAUCACCUACAGCUUGGCCGAACAAUUCUGCAAAUCCAAAUAAAGUUAUAAGUCAAACAAAUACAGUCACUUCAGCUCCUAAUUCUGGAAACAGCAAUCUACCAUCACCUACAGCUUGGCCGAACAAUUCUGCAAAUCCAAAUAAACUUAUAAGUCAAACAAAUGCAGUCGCUUCAGCUCCUAAUUCUGGAAACAAAAUCCUACCAUCACCUACAGCUUGGCCGAACAAUUCUGCAAAUCCAAAUAAAGUUAUAAGUCAAACAAAUACAGUCACUUCAGCUGCUAAUUCUGGAAACAACAAUCUACCAUCACCUACAGCUUGGCCGAACAAUUCUGCAAAUCCAAAUAAAGUUAUCAGUCAAACAAAUACAGUCACUUCAGCUCCUAAUUCUGGAAACAACAAUCUACCAUCACCUACAGCUUGGCCGAACAAUUCUGCAAAUCCAAAUAAAGUUAUAAGUCAAACAAAUACAGUCACUUCAGCUUCUAAUUCUGGAAACAACAAUCUACCAUCACUUACAGCUUGGCCGAACAAUUCUGCAAAUCCAAAUAAAGUUAUAAGUCAAACAAAUACAGUCACUUCAGCUCCUAAUUCUGGAAACAGCAAUCUACCAUCACCUACAGCUUGGCCGAACAAUUCUGCAAAUCCAAAUAAAGUUAUAAGUCAAACAAAUGCAGUCGCUUCAGCUCCUAAUUCUGGAAACAACAUUCUACCAUCACCUACAGCUUGGCCGAACAAUUCUGCAAAUCCAAAUAAAGUUAUAAGUCAAACAAAUACAGUCACUUCAGCUCCUAAUUCUGGAAACAACAAUCUACCAUCACUUACAGCUUGGCCGAACAAUUCUGCAAAUCCAAAUAAAGUUAUAAGUCAAACAAAUACAGUCACUUCAGCUCCUAAUUCUGGAAACAGCAAUCUACCAUCACCUACAGCUUGGCCGAACAAUUCUGCAAAUCCAAAUAAAGUUAUAAGUCAAACAAAUGCAGUCGCUUCAGCUCCUAAUUCUGGAAACAACAUUCUACCAUCACCUACAGCUUGGCCGAACAAUUCUGCAAAUCCAAAUAAAGUUAUAAGUCAAACAAAUACAGUCACUUCAGCUCCUAAUUCUGGAAACAACAAUCUACCAUCACCUACAGCUUGGCCGAACAAUUCUGCAAAUCCAAAUAAAGUUAUAAGUCAAACAAAUACAGUCACUUCAGCUUCUAAUUCUGGAAACAACAAUCUACCAUCACUUACAGCUUGGCCGAACAAUUCUGCAAAUCCAAAUAAAGUUAUAAGUCAAACAAAUACAGUCACUUCAGCUCCUAAUUCUGGAAACAGCAAUCUACCAUCACCUACAGCUUGGCCGAACAAUUCUGCAAAUCCAAAUAAAGUUAUAAGUCAAACAAAUGCAGUCGCUUCAGCUCCUAAUUCUGGAAACAACAUUCUACCAUCACCUACAGCUUGGCCGAACAAUUCUGCAAAUCCAAAUAAAGUUAUAAGUCAAACAAAUACAGUCACUUCAGCUCCUAAUUCUGGAAACAACAAUCUACCAUCACCUACAGCUUGGCCGAACAAUUCUGCAAAUCCAAAUAAAGUUAUAAGUCAAACAAAUACAGUCACUUCAGCUUCUAAUUCUGGAAACAACAAUCUACCAUCACUUACAGCUUGGCCGAACAAUUCUGCAAAUCCAAAUAAAGUUAUAAGUCAAACAAAUACAGUCACUUCAGCUCCUAAUUCUGGAAACAGCAAUCUACCAUCACCUACAGCUUGGCCGAACAAUUCUGCAAAUCCAAAUAAAGUUAUAAGUCAAACAAAUACAGUCACUUCAGCUCCUAAUUCUGGAAACAACAAUCUACCAUCACCUACAGCUUGGCCGAACAAUUCUGCAAAUCCAAAUAAAGUUAUAAGUCAAACAAAUACAGUCACUUCAGCUUCUAAUUCUGGAAACAACAAUCUACCAUCACUUACAGCUUGGCCGAACAAUUCUGCAAAUCCAAAUAAAGUUAUAAGUCAAACAAAUACAGUCACUUCAGCUCCUAAUUCUGGAAACAGCAAUCUACCAUCACCUACAGCUUGGCCGAACAAUUCUGCAAAUCCAAAUAAAGUUAUAAGUCAAACAAAUGCAGUCGCUUCAGCUCCUAAUUCUGGAAACAACAUUCUACCAUCACCUACAGCUUGGCCGAACAAUUCUGCAAAUCCAAAUAAAGUUAUAAGUCAAACAAAUACAGUCACUUCAGCUCCUAAUUCUGGAAACAACAAUCUACCAUCACCUACAGCUUGGCCGAACAAUUCUGCAAAUCCAAAUAAAGUUAUAAGUCAAACAAAUACAGUCACUUCAGCUUCUAAUUCUGGAAACAACAAUCUACCAUCACUUACAGCUUGGCCGAACAAUUCUGCAAAUCCAAAUAAAGUUAUAAGUCAAACAAAUACAGUCACUUCAGCUCCUAAUUCUGGAAACAGCAAUCUACCAUCACCUACAGCUUGGCCGAACAAUUCUGCAAAUCCAAAUAAAGUUAUAAGUCAAACAAUUGCAGUCGCUUCAGCUCCUUAUUCUGGAAACAACAUUCUACCAUCACCUACAGCUUGGCCGAACAAUUCUGCAAAUCCAAAUAAAGUUAUAAGUCAAACAAAUACAGUCACUUCAGCUCUUAAUUCUGGAAACAACAAUCUACCAUCACCUACAGCUUGGCCGAACAAUUCUGCAAAUCUAAAUAAAGUUAUAAGUCAAACAAAUGCUGUCACUCCAGCUCCUAAUUCUGGAAACAACAAUCUACCAUCACUUGGAGCUGGCACAAAUAAUUCUGCAAAUUCUAACGGUGGAUCAACAACUACAACAAGAGUUAGCGUGACCAAUAAAGGUACCAACGCAUCUACUGUGGGCACUUCUUCAAAGAACAGUGUCUCUAACGGAGCUUCAAGCACCAAGAAUAACGAACCGUCGGGCCCAGUUUGCUUGUGCUUCAAGAACUACAAGCUCAUGCCAGAGUAA